UAAUUGUUCCUAGUAUAAUAAAUAUAAUGAAUAUAUUGUUAGAUCACACUGAUCUAUGAGUCAGGUAUUAUGUCAUAUGGUGCUUUGCGAAGGCUACUUACAGAAGAAUAUGAUGAACGUGCUAGUACUAUAUUGAUAGAGAGCCCUUUCAUUGAAACAUCAAGAGAUGGUCAACGAUUAAGCAUGGUACAGUUAGGUCUAACAUCCGAUAAACUAAUAAUUGCCUCGAAAACUCCAAAGACGGCAAUCUCUCACUUCGAUAUGAUAGAAGACAGUAAAUUAGAACUGUGUCAUCUAUAUCCAAUUCGAUCUGUACAAAUGUCUGUAUUUAAACAAAGCAUUCGGCAAUCACUUAAACUUAUCAUCAAUAACAGUCUAAUAAAAUAUUUUGAGUUAGGAUUCAUGAAAAAAAGAGAGAUAUUUUGGGAACUGUGGUGUAGUUAUGCUAUGGAAAUAAAUAAUAAAUUGCGAAGGUGGCCUUACUCAGAGACUUCCACAGAAACAGAUUACCAAGAUUUAACCCUGAAAAUACCAUUUGUACUGAAAUUAUACAGAGAACGCAUAUUGUUAAGUGAAAAGUAAACUUACUACACCCGUGUAACAAGUACCUACAUUAUUCUGAAGUGACACAUGCAAUAUUAUUAAGUUAAAAUAUGCAAAACUCACACAAAGCUGUUACUUAGCACUCAGGAUAUUUCGGGAACGGAUUAGAUAAAUAUAUAUUAAAUGUAAAUGUAAAAAGAAUUGUUGAUUGCUCUCACAGAAAAUUUAUAUACCGUAUUGCCCACAACAACUCAACACGUUGCCGUUCCUGACGACUAAAACAAUGUAUUUCUUGCGCAAUGCAUAAUAUAAUACCAAUAGUAUAACAACUAUUGCAAAUUAUUGGCGGAAAUUCUGUGUCCUAGUUGUGGAUGAAAAAUAGGUAUAAUAGUUAUAAUUACUAUAAAGAAUGCGACGCAUACUAAAUUCAAACUUUCCAUAUUCAAGGCGUUGGAAAAAAUAAUUUAUUAGCAUGAUGCCCUUACCAAAAUCAAUCAUCCUUACUAAUAUUAAAAAUUCGAAAGUAACUCUUAUCUAUCUGUCUGUUGCUUUUUUACGCAAAAACUACUGGACCCAUUUAUAUGAAAUUUGAGAAAGGCAUAGGAUACUUUUUAAUACGUGGUUGAUAGUGGAGACGAAAUGUUGAAUGGGAGUAUAGUCAUUUUCAAAACUAGAGGGUUGAAACUUUUAGGCUAUUGAUUAAAUAUAAAUAAUUUUACCCUUAAGGGGGUCAAAUAAUAAGGGAUAAAAGUUCGUAUGGAAAUUUGUCAUUUAUAAACGCCUUUGGAUUUAUUAUACGAUUUUUGGGUUAAAUAAUUAAAUAUUUUUUCUUUAUUUGGCCAUGGUCCCUAUUCCACGGAGGAAGUUGCGUGCACAGCUAGGAAGUGCUAUGUGCUUCUUUCAGUCGUAUAGGACGAAGCUGUAACUUGCUCUUAACACUGUCUGUUCUUCUACUGCAAAAUCAAUACAUAAAGGUCUUCGUCGCUAGCUGAUUCAUUUCACAACAAAUUUAACUCGCGGUUUG
Achroia grisella is the source of this 1567-nucleotide messenger RNA. RefSeq lists its product as uncharacterized. The transcript is spliced from 4 exons. Bases 70 to 582 code for a protein of 170 amino acids. The record is from RefSeq and is a predicted model, not a curated record. NCBI's taxonomy places the organism in Eukaryota, Metazoa, Arthropoda, Insecta, Lepidoptera, Pyralidae.